AUGGCCAUAAUCUGUUUCCUUGUGAGAAAUAUGCUGCUUACAAAUGACAGACUUUGCAUGAUGGUGGAUUUUGCAGGCAUGUGCCUGACCUCCGUAUCUGUCUGGGACAAAAGUGAAAAUGGGGAUUGGCAUUGCACUGCAAGCUGGAAGACGCACAGUGGCUCUGUGUGGCGUGUGACAUGGGCCCAUCCUGAGUUUGGGCAGGUCCUGGCCUCCUGCUCUUUUGAUAGAACAGCAGCUGUGUGGGAAGAAAUAGUGGGAGAAUCCAAUGAUAAACUCCGAGGCCAGAGUCACUGGGUAAAGAGGACCACUCUGGUAGACAGUAGGACAUCUGUUACAGAUGUGAAAUUUGCUCCCAAGCACAUGGGUCUUAUGUUAGCAACUUGCUCAGCAGAUGGAGUUGUAAGGAUUUAUGAAGCCCCAGAUGUGAUGAAUCUCAGUCAGUGGUCACUGCAGCAUGAGAUCUCGUGCAAGCUAAGCUGCAGUUGCAUUUCGUGGAAUCCUUCAAGCUCCAGAGCACAUUCUCCAAUGAUAGCUGUAGGAAGUGAUGACAACAGUCCAAAUAUAUUAGCUAAAGUUCAAAUUUACGAAUACAAUGAAAAUACCAGGAAAUACGCAAAAGCAGAAGCUCUGAUGACAGUCACAGAUCCUGUGCACGAUAUUGCAUUUGCUCCAAAUCUGGGAAGAUCCUUCCACAUCUUAGCUGUAGCAACCAAAGACGUACGAAUUUUCACACUAAAACCUCUAAGGAAAGAAUUGACUUCAUCUGGAGGAUUAACGAAAUUUGAAAUUCAUAUCGUGGCUCAGUUUGACAAUCACAAUUCCCAGGUGUGGCGAGUCAGCUGGAACAUCACGGGCACAGUGCUGGCCUCCUCUGGCGAUGACGGCUGUGUUAGGCUUUGGAAGGCUAAUUACAUGGACAACUGGAAGUGCACUGGUAUACUGAAAGGUAACGGGAGUCCAGUCAAUGGUAGUUCCCAGCAGGGAAUUUUUAACGCCUCUCUAGGUUCAGCCAAUGCAAGCCUACAGAAUUCACUAAAUGGAUCAUCUGCCAGCAGGUAG
Messenger RNA from Meleagris gallopavo (turkey), 1062 nucleotides. The record is from RefSeq and is a predicted model, not a curated record. NCBI's taxonomy places the organism in Eukaryota, Metazoa, Chordata, Aves, Galliformes, Phasianidae.